GACUCCAAACGCUUCGAGGGGAUCGAUGUGGAUUUUAAAGAACUGACCUACGAAGCUCAGAAAACUCCAAACGUAGUUGAGGCCACCAAUAAACCAGGUCUGUCCCAACAACUGGAGGACAUUCAGAGUAGGUUGUCUCUGUGUGAGAAGGCUUUGGCUGAAUAUUUGGACAUGAAGAGAUUGGCCUUUCCCAGAUUUUACUUCGUUUCUUCUGCAGAUUUACUGGAUAUUCUUUCCAAUGGUACCAACCCACAGCUGGUGCAACGUCAUCUUUCCAAACUCUUCGACAACUUGGCCAAGAUGAAAUUCCAGCUGGACUCUGAGCAAAAGCCAACCAAGAUUGGCCUGGGAAUGUACAGUAGAGAGGAGGAAUAUGUCAGCUUCAGUGAACCCUGUGACUGCAGCGGGCAGGUUGAGGUCUGGCUGAAUCACGUGCUAGAAAGCAUGAGGGCUACUGUGAGAGACCAGAUGACGGAGGCUGUCACGGCUUACGAAGAGAAGCCAAGGGAACAGUGGCUCUUUGACUACCCUGCCCAGGUGGCCCUUUCCUGCACCCAGAUCUGGUGGACAGCCGAGGUGGGAAUUGCGUUUGCCAGGGUGGAAGAAGGCUACGAGAAUGCGAUGAAGGAAUAUCACAAGAAGCAAGUGGCCCAGCUGAACACCCUGGUUACCAUGCUGAUUGGGCAGCUCUCCAAGGGCGACAGGCAGAAGAUCAUGACCAUUUGCACCAUUGACGUGCACGCUCGGGAUGUGGUGGCGAAGAUGAUAGCGCAGAAGGUGGACAACGCCCAGGCGUUCCUCUGGCUGUCACAGCUCCGGCACAGGUGGUCGGAUGAGGAGCGACACUGCUUUGCCAACAUCUGUGAUGCCCAGUUCCCGUACUCUUAUGAAUACCUUGGCAAUACCCCCCGGCUUGUGAUCACCCCACUGACGGACAGAUGUUACAUCACCCUGACCCAGUCACUGCACCUGACCAUGAGUGGGGCACCUGCAGGCCCUGCAGGCACUGGCAAGACAGAGACUACGAAAGAUUUGGGGCGAGCCCUGGGCAUCAUGGUGUACGUGUUUAACUGCUCCGAGCAGAUGGACUACAAGUCUUGUGGGAAUAUUUACAAAGGCCUUUCCCAGACUGGGGCCUGGGGCUGUUUUGAUGAGUUCAACAGGAUCUCAGUUGAGGUCCUUUCAGUGGUUGCUGUACAGGUGAAGAGCGUGCAGGAUGCAAUACGGGAGAAGAAGAAAUCCUUCAAUUUUCUUGGAGAAGACAUUAACUUAGUCCCCUCAGUAGGCAUUUUCAUCACCAUGAACCCUGGAUAUGCCGGACGAACAGAGCUACCUGAGAAUUUAAAAGCUCUCUUCAGGCCCUGCGCGAUGGUCGUGCCAGACUUUGAGCUGAUCUGUGAAAUCAUGUUGGUGGCUGAGGGAUUCAUUGAGGCCCGGGCGCUAGCCAGGAAGUUCAUUACUCUGUACCAACUCUGCAAAGAGCUCCUGUCCAAGCAGGAUCACUACGACUGGGGCUUGCGUGCUAUCAAGUCUGUGCUUGUUGUCGCUGGCUCCCUCAAGCGAGAUGACCCGGAGCGACCUGAAGAUCAGGUUCUGAUGCGCUCUCUUCGUGACUUCAACAUCCCCAAGAUUGUGACUGAUGAUGUGCCGGUGUUCAUGGGGCUUAUUGGGGAUCUCUUCCCUGCUCUGGAUGUGCCUCGGAAGUGUGACCUGAAUUUUGAGUCAUUUGUGAGGCAGGCUGUGCUGAACCUCCAGCUGCAGGCUGAGGACAACUUUGUGCUCAAGGUGGUGCAGCUGGAGGAGCUGCUGACAGUCCGGCACUCUGUCUUCGUGGUGGGUAACGCAGGCACAGGCAAGUCCCAGGUACUGAGAUCCCUGCACAAGACUUACCAACUAAUGAACCGACGUCCUGUCUGGACAGACCUCAACCCCAAGGCAGUCACCAAUGAUGAGCUUUUUGGCAUCAUUAACCCAUCAACAAGAGAAUGGAAAGAUGGUCUGUUUUCAUCAAUCAUGCGAGAGCUGGCCAACAUCACACAUGAUGGUCCCAAGUGGAUGGUACUAGAUGGAGAUAUUGAUCCAAUGUGGAUUGAAUCUCUUAAUACCGUGAUGGAUGAUAAUAAGGUGCUGACCCUGGCAAGCAAUGAGAGAAUCCCUCUGAACCCAACAAUGCGGCUGGUCUUUGAGAUCAGCCACUUGCGCACAGCCACCCCAGCGACCGUGUCCAGAGCAGGGAUCCUAUACAUCAACCCAUCAGAUCUGGGCUGGAAUCCCCCGGUGAGCAGCUGGAUCGACAGGCGCGAGAUCCAGUCUGAAAGAGCCAACCUGACCAUUCUGUUUGAUAAGUACCUGCCUGUUUGCUUGGACACCCUGAGAACAAGAUUUAAGAAGAUUAUUCCCAUUCCUGAGCAGAGCAUGGUUCAAAUGUUGUGCUACCUCCUGGAAUGCCUCCUGACGGAGGAGAACACACCUCCCGACUGUCCCAAGGAGCUUUAUGAACUUUACUUUGUCUUUGCUGCUGUCUGGGCCUUUGGUGGAUCCUUGUUUCAAGACCAGCUUGUAGACUACAGAGUGGAGUUCAGCAAGUGGUGGGUGUCAGAAUUCAAGACUAUCAAGUUUCCCUCUCAGGGCACAGUCUUUGACUUUUACAUCGAUCCAGAAACGAAGAAGUUUGAGCCUUGGUCGAAACUUAUCCCCCCGUUUGAAUUCGAUGCCGAAAUGCCGUUGCAGGCCUGCCUGGUGCCCACCGCUGAGACGGUCCGUGUGCGGUACUUCAUGGACAGGCUCCUGGAGCGCCGGCGCCCCGUGAUGCUGGUGGGCAACGGUGGCACGGGGAAGUCUGUGCUGGUGGGGGACAAGCUCUCCUCAUUGGACACAGAUGCUUACGUGGUGAAGAAGGUCCCAUUUAACUACUACACCACCUCUGCCAUGCUGCAAGCCAUGCUCGAGAAGCCUCUGGAUAAAAAGGCUGGCAGAAGUUACGGCCCCCCAGGAACCAAGAAGCUCGUGUACUUCAUCGAUGACCUGAACAUGCCCGAGGUGGAUGCCUACGGGACGGUGCAGCCCCACACACUGCUCAGGCAGCACCUGGACUAUGGCCACUGGUACGACAGGACCAAGCUGUUGCUGAAGGAGAUCAAGGGCGUGCAGUACGUGUCGUGCAUGAACCCCACCGCCGGGAGUUUCACCGUCAGCCCUCGGCUGCAGCGUCACUUUUGUGUGUUUGCUCUCUCCACCCCUGGUCAGGAUGCCUUGUCCAGGAUCUACAGCACCAUUUUAACGCAGCACCUCACGAGUGAGGAUUUCCCAGCUGCUGUGCAGAAGUCAGCUCAGCAGCUGGUUGCCCUUGCCCUGGGACUGCAUCAGAAAGUAGCUGCUACUUUCCUGCCAACAGCCAUCAAGUUCCACUAUGUUUUCAACCUGAGAGACUUCUCCAACAUCUUCCAAGGCCUUCUGUUCUCCACCCCUGAAUGUCUGAAGCAACCCCAAGACUUAGUGAAACUCUACCUGCAUGAGUCAAACCGGGUGUACCGGGAUAAGAUGGUUGAAAAAAAGGAUUAUGGUACCUUUGAUAAAAUCCAGCUGGAGAUGGUGAAGAAAUUCUAUGAUGACAUUGAGGAAACUUUGGAGCAGACCAAGAGAAUGAAUGUCUAUUGCCACUUUGCUAAAGGCAUUGGUGAGCCCAGCUACAGGCCAGUUCAAACCUGGCAGGAGUUGAACCAGAUCCUUGUGGAAGCCUUGGAUAACUACAAUGAAGUCAAUGCUGCCAUGAACCUGGUCCUAUUUGAGGAUGCCAUGUGCCACGUUUGCCGCAUCAACCGUAUCCUGGAGGCCCCCAGAGGAAACGCUCUCCUGGUUGGCGUGGGUGGCAGUGGCAAGCAGAGCCUGACCAGACUGGCAGCCUUCAUCAGCUCUCUGGAGGUUUUCCAGAUCACUUUGAGGAAAGGGUAUGGGAUCCCUGACCUGAAGGCAGACCUGGCAAACCUGUACCUCAAAGCUGGCGUGAAGAAUGUGGGCACCGUGUUCCUGAUGACUGAUGCCCAAGUGGCGGACGAGCAGUUCCUGGUGCUGGUGAAUGACUUCUUAGCAUCAGGUGAAAUCCCUGAUCUCUUCUCUGACGAUGAAGUUGAAGACAUCAUCAACAGCGUGAGGAGUGAGGUUAAAGGCCAGGGGCUGGUGGACUCCAGGGAGACUUGCUGGAAGUUUUUUAUAGAGCGUGUUCGACGACAGCUGAAGGUUGCGCUGUGUUUUUCACCGGUCGGUACCAAGCUGCGCGUCCGCAGCAGGAGAUUCCCCGCCAUCAUCGGCUGUGUGGCCAUAGACUGGUUCCAGGAGUGGCCACGGGAGGCCCUCGAGUCCGUCAGCCUCCGAUUUCUGCGAGAAACAGAGAUCCUGGAGGAUUCAGUGAAAGAUUCAAUAAGCAAAUUCAUGGCCCAUGUCCACACAAGUGUCAACGAGAUAUCCCGAUUGUAUCUGAGCAAUGAGCGACGAUACAACUACACCACUCCGAAGUCAUUCCUGGAGCAAAUCAAACUCUAUCAGAAUUUGCUGUUGAAAAAGGGCAAGGAUUUAAAAGCAAAGGUGGAGCGGCUGGCGAAUGGCCUGGAGAAGCUCAACAGCACGUCUGCACAGGUGGAUGAGCUGAAGGCCAAGCUGGCAGCCCAGGAAGUGGAGCUGAAGCAGAAGAAUGAUGAUGCUGACAAGCUGAUCCGGGUGGUGGGGGUGGAGACGGAGAAAGUGAGCAGGGAAAAGGCCAUCGCUGACGAGGAGGAGCAGAAAGUGGCACUUAUUACCCAGGAGGUUGAGCGGAAGCAGAAGGACUGCGAGGAGGACCUGGCCAAAGCUGAGCCUGCUCUGGCAGCUGCCCAGGAAGCUCUGAACACCCUCAACAAGAAGAAUCUGACGGAGCUGAGGUCCUUUGGGUCACCCCCUUCAGCUGUCAGCAAUGUCACCGCAGCCGUGAUGGUGCUGACGGCCCCGGGAGGAAGGCUUCCCAAGGACAGGAGCUGGAAAGCAGCCAGAGUCGCCAUGGCCGGGGUGGAUAGCUUCCUGGACUCCUUGAUCAAAUUCGACAAGGAGAACAUCCACGAGAACUGCCUCAAAGCCCUUCAGCCCUAUUUGCAAGAUCCUGAGUUCAGACCCGAACUGGUGGCCACCAAGUCAUACGCAGCGGCCGGGCUCUGCUCCUGGGUGGUGAACGUGGUGCGGUUCCACCGCGUGUUCUGCGACGUGGAGCCCAAGCGGCAGGCGCUCAGCAAGGCCAACGCCGAGCUGGCGGCUGCCCAGGACAAGCUGGCCAGCAUCAAGGCCAAGAUUGCUCGCCUCAAUGAGAACCUGGGAAAGCUUACAGCCAAGUUUGAGAAGGCCACUUCAGAGAAACUACAGUGUCAGCAGGAGGCUGAAGCUACAGCGAGCACCAUCGCCCUUGCGAACCGGCUG
Merops nubicus (carmine bee-eater) is the source of this 5439-nucleotide messenger RNA. Its product is annotated as dynein heavy chain 9, axonemal-like. Gene Ontology annotation, biological process: microtubule-based movement. The transcript has 31 exons. NCBI's taxonomy places the organism in Eukaryota, Metazoa, Chordata, Aves, Coraciiformes, Meropidae. The annotation marks the transcript as partial. The record is from RefSeq and is a predicted model, not a curated record. Gene Ontology annotation, molecular function: dynein light intermediate chain binding; dynein intermediate chain binding; minus-end-directed microtubule motor activity. Gene Ontology annotation, cellular component: dynein complex.